Messenger RNA from Nymphaea colorata (pocket water lily), 1759 nucleotides. Its product is annotated as GATA transcription factor 4-like. Gene Ontology annotation, molecular function: zinc ion binding; sequence-specific DNA binding. The transcript has 4 exons. Lineage: Eukaryota; Viridiplantae; Streptophyta; Magnoliopsida; Nymphaeales; Nymphaeaceae. Bases 462 to 1361 code for a protein of 299 amino acids. Gene Ontology annotation, biological process: regulation of DNA-templated transcription. The record is from RefSeq and is a predicted model, not a curated record.
UUCGAGUGAAGGGCAUCGUCACUAGAUCAUUAGGGUUCUUCUUAAGCAUUCCAUGGAGUACGACCUGCCGGAUUUUGGUUUUCUGGAUUCUCCAUGUUCCACUCCUUCAAUGAAUUGAAUCCUUGAAUGACGCGUUCACCCAACAAUUUGUCUACCUACGCCCUUUCCGCCUUCUCUUUUUCUUCUUCCAGUACUAAUUUCUCCUCGAUAUUGAAUUGAACCACUUCCUCGGCCACGGAAAGGAUAAAGCUUCCCUGUGAGGUCGAACCGCGGAGGUAGCCCUCAAAUUUGAGACCGAACUUGUUCUGUAGGUGGCCAUUGCUCUGAGAGCGGGGACGGGGAGCAUUUGCACGAUGACACUUUCUUCUUUCCAGAUUGCUGAAUUAUUGCACUCUCACUGAAGAGAAAAAGGAGCAGAACUCAGUUCAAGCAUUGCACGGUCUCAAGUCUCAAGCUUCGAGAUGGAAGAGGUUGAGACCGAGUUGAGCGCGGACCUGUUUGAUCAGAUUGACGAUUUACUCGACUUCCCCAUCGAAGACAUCGAUGGAAUGGUGGGAGACGGGAUGGAGUUUUGGCGCGGUAGUGACCAUGUGUUGGGGAGCGAACACGACCAUCCAGGAGGCGAGCUCUCUAUUCCUCUCUGCGACGACAUGGCGGAGCUGGAUUGGUUUUCCAACUUUGUGGAGGACUCUUUCUCGGCCGGCAAUGACAACGGCAACAGCAGCCCCUUCCACGACUCCCAACUCCGACCCUCCAGCCCCAUCUCCGUGCUGGAGAGCAGCUCCUGCUCCAGCAAGACUCUUGCCUUCAGCGGCGAUGCAGCCCUCCUCUCCGUGUCCGUCCCAGGCCGCGCCAGGAGCAAGCGCCCCCGCCCACCUGCCUUCUCUCCUCGGACAACCACCACCGGCUCCCCCUUCAUCAUCUCCCCCACUUCAUCCGUGAACACCAAUCCCUCACCAUUUCCACGGGAGUUGGAUUCCUUGGCAGAGUCCGCACCCCCCAAGAAGAUGUCGAAGAGGAAGGCGGUGGAAGUUCAGGCGAGCGCCGCAGCCAGGAAAUGCCUGCACUGCGGCUCGCAAAAGACCCCGCAGUGGAGGGCGGGACCGCUGGGUCCCAAGACGCUCUGCAACGCUUGCGGUGUCCGCUACAAGUCCGGCAGGCUCUUCCCGGAGUACCGGCCUGCGGCUAGCCCGACGUUCGUGGCCUCAAAACACUCGAAUUCACACCGGAAGGUAAUGGAGAUGAGGACGACGAAAGGAGCACCUGACAGCGGGGAAGCGGCGAAGGAAACGGAGUUUGAGUUUCAGGGGAACGCAGUCGUUGGCAAGCAGAGUGUGUGUUUCGGGGGAGCGCAGUCGUAGGCAGGCAGUGUGUGUUUUAAGGGAGCAAUGUCGGCGGGAAUGUUGAUCGAUUCCCUUUUCCUCCGCUAGUUGCCAUCUUUGUACAGUAGAAGAGGCGUUAGGGGGUAAACAAAAUUAAGAUUCAGCAUAGCUCUUUUCAGUCUUAGAUCAUAGGUAGAAGCAUGAGGAACGAUUUAGGUGGAGGCUGAGGAGAAAGCAAAAACAAUUAGCAGAGAAUGACGAGUGUAGGAGUUGUUGACGCGGAGCGUAGAGCUGGAAAUGGUUUUCCUUCAUCAAUCCGGCAUUAUUUACUGCAUUUUUCAUGUUAUGGUAUCCACUAAGAAGAAACCAUGUGUCAGGUAUUUGCUUGUUUGUGCUACAUUCUUUUAUUUCUAUUCUAAUAAUUUAUUUCCUUGUCA